UAUAAACGGCUGUCAACUGUCAUGAAAUUGUGGUAGAAUUUGUUCUCUUGUCAUACAGAAAAAAUAAAACGAUUCAGUGAUAAAUUCCAACCCAAGAAUCAGAAAAUGUCAAUGUAAAAUUAUCACAAUGGCACAAAAUUUACAGAAAAAGCCCUCUAAGGGCAUAUUGAAGACCUCAAGAAGUGUUGACGGACAGGAUACGGCGGCUUCAGGGGCGCCAUCAACUAGCAAGCGAACGAAAGAGCAAAGAUUCGACGAGAUGAAUAUUAUGGAAACAUUUCAUCCGGCGAACAAGGAUUAUGGUCAUAUGAAAGUGGACGAGCCUAAGACUCCUUAUUCAGAAGCCGUGGACGGUGACUUGGUGCCGACUGACGAAUUAGACGCUAAUAUAUUGGCCGCCAAACUAGCGGCGAGUAUGAAUAAGCCGCCAAAGUGUGUGGAAGCCGAAGCGUCUGCCAGUGACGAGGACAUGGAGGAACCUGAGGAGGAACGCCGAAAGAGAAUUGAGUUUGAAAAGAAGCGGAAAAUGCACUACAAUGAGUUCCAAGCACUACAACUAGCGCGGCAACUGAUGGCACAAGAAGAAGACGAAGAUGAGGAUCAACCUGAACAGCAUAAAACCUGACUGCAGCACAUGCAAGCACUUGUACAUAACAUGCACCAAGGCUUCGAGCGAGCAUCGACCACUGCGUACACCAAGGAGUACCAACUCGAGUUAAACCAGGGAUACAUUAACACCUGCACAUCAUUAUACACUAUUUAGUAUAUCUCAUCAUUGUAAUCUGGACAUCUCAAGUGAUCAGUGAUGAUCCAAGUGGUGCCUCAUCCCGUUAAUGUACCCCUGCCUUUAUUUAUGUCUACAAUUAUUAGAAAUCUUUAUUCAGGGUUAAUAAUGGUUUUGGUGAAGUAUCAUGUAGUGUCUUACAAUAUUUUGCCUUUACUAAAAAGGUCGAAUUUGAAUGAUCUUUGUGUUCAUUAACACAAUUACGUUGUGAUGAGCUCAAAUACUCGGGUUUUACCACAUAAUUAAUUGUUGAAAGCACAGUGGGUACAUUAUAAAAAUCAUUUAAAAUGGCUUUUGCCAAAAGUAACAUUCAUAAACAGUAACACUCCCAAUAUUUAUUACUAUAUUGCAAUUAUGUAAGUAGACUUUAACUUAUAAAUUGGGCUAUGAUAAGGUUUUUGUAAAGACCAAUUGGAGAUACAUAUAACGCCUUUUACAGCAAGUAUAGUCUAUAACAGUUAAAUUGUCUCUAAAUGUCGCCAAAAUUACAACUUGCUGUUAAACUAGAUAGCGCAAUAAAUAUUUAUUCUGAAAUAACCAACACAGGGGCAUUAAACAAAAUUGCUUGUUACGUAAUAGAUGGAGCACUACAAAUGAACAAUUCACAAAAACCUAUUAGGUCAUGCAAGCUGUUAUGUUAACAGCUCUUGUGUCGUGUUAUCUUAUAAUAAAAAUCGGUUGCAUACUUUCGUAAGAGUUAGUAAAUAUUAUACGUAAUAAGUUAAAUGAUAGUUGUAAACUUAAAUAUGACACAAUGUGUUCUUAAAAUACGCCCUGGGCAUCGCAUGUUCCUUUCGGAGUUUCAAAUGAAUUUUAGAUGUGCUAACACAAAUCAAGGUUGUUACCAAAGCGAAUUAUUAACCAUGUACUAAAAAUGUUUCAUGGGGCCCUGUAUACUGAGCCAUUAUUAUUUCUCAUCACGAUUCGACGUAGUCUGGCUUUUUCGUGACAAUACUAGCAAUAAAAAUGCCAUAUUUACAACAGCCCAUAGAACGUAGAUCAAUACUGUUAUAUUGUAUGUAUAGACACAGUGAAAGAUAUGUGAUAUCAUUGAUUACUUUCUGAUUAGGCUAUAGUUCACUCUACAAUAAAUACAUAGUAUUAUAAUGUAUGAAUAUCUUGAAACUUAUUCUAGUUGCUUUAUAACUUGUAAAACACAGAGAGCUUGAAGCCAGACUUUCUAAUAUAUUUCACAGCAAUGUAUUUUGACUAAUAUAUUUUAUUCUGUAGGUUAGAACAGUGUCUUUGAUUUUGGUAAAUGUUAAGAAAGCCAAGUCCUCGCAUGCUCCCGCAGUUUGUUCAACAUUUUAGCAAUCUAACUUCCAUUUCACAUGCUUCAGCAGCUAGAUUUGAAAAUAAAAAUUAAGCUAUUAGAAACUUUUUUAAAACAAAAGUAUUCUAUUUAAUUCUAAAACUAAUCUAAUUAUUAUUGAUUUAAAUGCACACUUUUGCAAUAUUUGUUUUCAAAUCUGCCUGUCAGACAUGACCACUUAGAAUUAAUAGUUAUAAUGUCUUCUUUUACAAAUAAAUAAGUAUAUAAAGUCAUUUUACAAAGUAUAUGAGAUGAAAGAAUAUAUAUUUAUAUUGAAAAUAUAUCUUUACAUUGUAUUGUUGAAGGUAAUGUCGUUUUGUACUCGACAGCUGACCCGUGGUUACAUUUUGAUGUAAUUUUUUGUAUACUAUGUACUUAUCAUUAUGGAGCUAUGUGCCAAGAAAUUAUAUUUUGCGCAUAAAUUGUGUGAUUUUGAGAAUCUGCUUCUGUCUCGAAAGAUUACUUGAUUUUCUUUACUUUUUAGAUUCCUGUUGUAAUAAGAUCGGAAAGUUAAGUGCAGUUUAAAAUGAUACUGAUUGAUGAAAUAAUAAAUGCAAUGUUAUAAACUUAGUUGUUUUGUAAGUAGGUGUCUAAAUAUGAAGGAGCACGUCGCAAAUACUUAACACUACUAACUUAGCAAGCAAUAAUGUCUAAAUUAUAUAUUAAAUAUAUUAUGACUAGUCUAUUAGACUGCUGUCUGUGACGUAAUAUUAGUUGUGAGUACCUAAGUCUGGACAUAAUUAUGUUUAAUCACAUAAAUUAUCGCGAUAGUUAGAUAGAAAUACAAUAAAAAAUUAGAUAUAAAUGUUCCGAGGUCGGUAUAGACUUGUUUCGCUAUCAGACGUAGACAUAAACGUAUGUAUUAGAAGUUCUACUGAUUGGAAAACCUCAUUUCUCCUGAUACGCGAUGCCCAAGUAUAUACCUACGUGACUUAUAUGAUAAGAAAAUGAAAAAAGUAUGUAAUAAAAUAGACGCUUUGUUAAAUUAUAAAUUACAGGGCUUGUAGAAAAUUAAAUAAAAGUUUUAGAAUAUAUUUUUGAAUGUACGAAUUGAAUAUUUUCUAUACUUAGCAAGAUAGAAUGCGAGGUAACAGUUUGUUGUUUAAGUAACAUUUAUGAAGAUUUAAUUCACACUGAGUACUGAAUAUAGCACAAUGGUAUUUAUUUAUUCAUGCUAUAUAACAUCUGAAUGUGUUUUAAUUAGGAAUGUAAUUAUUGUUUCUUUUGAUAAAUUUUUAUUGCCAUGUAAUUUAUACCUAUUAAUUUUGUUUUUACUUGUUUCAAUGGUGUCGAUGCUCGUGCUGAGAACAAUGGGUGCCUACACUUAUUUAUUGGUGCAUUUAUCACAAAUGCAAUGAAUUCAUGAGUUUAACAAAGUAAUUUCAGUGUGAAUUAACAUCAAUCUGGCAUGUGUUUAUGAAUGCUCAUUAAUUUUAAAGUGUUUAUAAAAUCAAUAGCACAUUUCAAAUCAUAUUUACUUAUACAUUUUAAAAUGUCUAGACGUCGUUCCUUUGCUAAUACUUUCAAUCUUUGUCGCUGUCUUGUGGCUUCAUUAUUUUUUAGCGUGCAUUUAAUAUUAUUCUAUUAUAUUGUGCCGUGUUUUAAGUGAAUUUAACUUUUUUGCUCGUUAGAAGCCAUGCGACAUCGUCUACGGGCCAAAUAUUUAUAAAUCGCUUCGUGACUUAUGUUUCGCGUGUGUAUGUCGAAUAGUUUUGUGUAUUUUUACUACUUAUAACAAUAAUAUACAGAGCAAUAUUUAUAAAAUAUUGUAUUAUUCGUUCACACAUACCGUACAUUGGCCUUAUUCGAAAUUAAGUUGUUGCAUUUUAUAAUAGCGAUUGUACAGCGGCUUUUCCUAAAGUGUAUGUGUAAAUAGUAAAUAAAAUGUAAUACUUUA
Spodoptera frugiperda (fall armyworm) is the source of this 3993-nucleotide messenger RNA. RefSeq names its product protein phosphatase inhibitor 2. Bases 128 to 625 code for a protein of 165 amino acids. Gene Ontology annotation, molecular function: protein phosphatase inhibitor activity. Lineage: Eukaryota; Metazoa; Arthropoda; Insecta; Lepidoptera; Noctuidae. Gene Ontology annotation, biological process: regulation of signal transduction. The record is from RefSeq and is a predicted model, not a curated record. The transcript is spliced from 2 exons.